Megachile rotundata (alfalfa leafcutting bee) is the source of this 1395-nucleotide messenger RNA. RefSeq names its product putative 3-methyladenine DNA glycosylase. Gene Ontology annotation, biological process: base-excision repair. The record is from RefSeq and is a predicted model, not a curated record. Gene Ontology annotation, molecular function: DNA binding; alkylbase DNA N-glycosylase activity. Lineage: Eukaryota; Metazoa; Arthropoda; Insecta; Hymenoptera; Megachilidae.
AGAAAGUAUAUAAACAAUGAUAAAUUAUAAAAACAAUAAAAAUAACAAAAUGUGUUUCUAGGAAACCGAAAGUGAUGCGGUGCUUGAAACAAAUGCAGAGCAUAUUUUGUUUGACAUUUGUAGUAUUUCUCUAGGGAACAGGGAAUUACACUGCAUUUGAAAUUUGAAUUGUUUGGCGGAUUUAACCUCUAAUAUAAUCUAAUAUAAUUAAUAAAUGUGCUGCUAUUUUUAUGUCUUUCAUAAAAAAAAUUAAUCGACAAACAUUUAGAAAUUGUGCAGCAUUCCAUUCGGCUGUUCGUAAUUUAUCAAUGAAGAGAACACGGGCUGUUGCGAAAACAAAUGUAACGGAAAGAGAAAAUAAAAAUAAUGAUACAACGAAAAUAAAAUCAGAGGACUCUGAUCUCCACACUGUUGUUCACAAUUUACAAAAUGAAAAACAGAUUAAUACAUUGGAACCAUCGUCAGAAAAUACUCAAACUUCUGACCAGAAACAAAAGACUAAACUUAACUUUAAAAGUCUAAAAAAUAGACAUAAGAGAAUCAAUGAAGAACUGGAACCAAAUACACCUCCUCCAAAAAAUAAAAGUAGAGCAGUGGUGGAUCUUGAAAUGAUGAAAGCAGAAUUAAAACAGUUAGAAGAUCCUCCUGUAAGUGUAUGGGAGAAAGAACUAUCUUCCAAUAGAUUGCCAUAUUCUUUCUUUGAUUCUCCUUGCGAAGAAUUAGCUCAAAAUUUAUUAGGAAAGGUAUUGGUUCGCUGCUUAGAAAAUGGUACUGUUUUAAAAGGUAGGAUUGUUGAAACAGAAAGUUAUUUAGGAACAAUUGAUAAAGCAUCUCAUACAUAUCAAAAUAAAGUUACUCCUCGUAAUAUACCAAUGUACAUGCCACCUGGUACUAUAUAUGUAUAUAUGACAUAUGGAAUGUACCACUGUUUCAAUAUUUCCAGCCAAGGUGAGGGGUGUGCUGUUUUGAUAAGGGCUGUUGAACCUUUACAAGGUAUGGAAUGCAUGAACAAUCAGCGAACUUCGAAAAAAACAAGUACGUCUAAAAAGACUUUAAAAGAGUUAAAAACUCACGAGUUAUGUAAUGGUCCAUCAAAGCUCUGCAUGGCUUUUCAACUCCAUAAAAAUCACAGUAAAUAUUCUUUGUGUACCUGGAAAAGUUUGUGGAUUGAAAAUGGUGACAUGGAGGACAUAAAAAUUGUUAAAUGUCGUAGAAUAGGAAUAGACAAUUAUGGGGAAGAAUGGACUAAUAAACCAUUAAGGUAUUAUAUUUAUGGUAGCAAAGCUGUGAGUAAGCGAAAUAAAGAAGCAGAAUCACUUCUUGGACUGAAUUAAAUUAUAAUGAAUGCAUGUGAUCCAAAUUUAUUUAUUUUUUUUUACUUGAUUUAAUAUAUUC